This is a messenger RNA of Vespa crabro (European hornet), 3480 nucleotides long. RefSeq names its product cGMP-dependent protein kinase, isozyme 1-like. Lineage: Eukaryota; Metazoa; Arthropoda; Insecta; Hymenoptera; Vespidae. Gene Ontology annotation, biological process: protein phosphorylation. Gene Ontology annotation, molecular function: cGMP-dependent protein kinase activity; ATP binding. The transcript has 14 exons. Bases 721 to 2931 code for a protein of 736 amino acids. The record is from RefSeq and is a predicted model, not a curated record.
AUAAUCGUCGAUAGCGCAUCAUCAGGGUCGAGGCUGGCCGGGUGGCCAGUCAGCCGACCGUAUCGACGUUGCCAGAGACGCCGCGAAAAACUCCCUCUUCUCUUUCUGUAUUUUCACCUUAGUAGCUUCGUGACCGGGCCGUCGAUAGCACACGCUGCCUGCCGACCACACGUCUUCUUCCGUCGACCAUAGCCAUUUUCUUUUUUUUUAUUUUUUUGCUCCUUCUUUUCUCUCUCUCUCUCUCUCUCUCUCUCUCUCUCUCUCUCUUUUCUUUCUGCCCUCGUUUUUGAAAAUAUCCAAGUAAUCGAAGCUCUCUGGUCAUAGACGGCUACCUAGCUACGUGGGCUACCUCGCGAGAUCCGAGGAAUAAUCCGCAAGAACAACGAACUGUUUCUCGAAUUGAAUCACAUCGAAGGAAGGCCGAGGCGAUAAAGUCGACGCGCGCGCCUGCGAUGUGAUGCGCAUACCCCCAAUUAUUAUUAGUCCAAAUACGAUCGCGUUAGUCAUUCAUUUUCCCAUUAAAAGCUACGAAAUCAACGAAAUCGUUACUCUUUUGUCCGGAUAUUUGGUUAAGGAAAAAUAACGAAGUAAAAGGAGAAAAGUAUCGAGCAUGAAGAUAUUCGGAGAAUCUUCGAGGAGGACGAUAAAGUGACGGUUACGAUCGGAAAAAGGCUGAAGAGAUUUUUUUUUUCUUCGAGAAAUGUGUUGGAUGAGAAAAACAUGAUGAGGUUCUCGUGCUUUCCAAGAGCGAGUAUUCUCAGUCAGCGUGGCAGCAUCAACUUUACGCACAAACACGAGCACGAUGGCGGAACGAGCGUGUCGAGCGUCGUCGUGAAUGGAAGCACGAGGAGUCCCAUCGCUACCAGUUACAAGCAAUCGGGCGAGCCGGAUCUGACUUAUGGCGUCAUACGUCCGCUUCCAAAUGCCAUCUCGUCUAACGGAUCGGUUUGCUCGGCAUCGACGAGCAAAAGUCGAGCAAGCGAACCUUCCCGGGUGCAAAGUCAUCGAGAGAAUUUGGAGAGUCACGAGGAGAGAUCCGAGCAGGAUGACGGAUACGAGGAGGUAAAACCGGCUAAUCCCCGUGGCGGUGUGAUCGGGAGGACUCCUACGCCGCCUACCUCGGCGGCGCCUAUACCUAUUCACGAAAAGGACGCCAGGAGCGCGAGACAGAUAAAGCGCGCCAUUUUGGAGAACGAGUUUCUUGGUAAUCUCGAGAAUAGCCAGGUAGAGUCUCUCGUCGCGGCUAUGUAUCCGAAACAGUUCCCACCCAAUACGAUGGUUAUUCGCGAAGGAGAUAUAGGAUCUCAUUUGUACGUGUCGGCGGAAGGGGAGUUCGACAUAUACCAAGGUAGCAAGUUCCAACGAACCUUUGGCCCUGGCGUCGCAUUCGGAGAAAUAGCCUUGCUUUACAAUACGAAGAGGCUUCGUUCGAUCGGAGUCAAGAAGUCCGGUAAGGUAUGGGUACUGGACAGAUCGGUUUUUCUAAUGGUCAUGAUGAGGAGCGCCCAAGAUCGGCUAGAGGGCAACAUCCGCUUCCUACAGCGAGUCUCCGUUCUUCAAAAGCUUCCAGAACCGAAGGAUCAGAUACUUUCAAAGAUCUCAGAUCUCAUAAGAGUGGAAUUCUUCCCGGCCGGCGCAAAAAUCCUUCGGCAGGGUGAAAAGGGCGACAAGUUCUUUAUAAUUAGCGGCGGAAACGUAAGAAUAACAAAGGACACCGAGUACGGCGACGAGGAGGAGCUUGUGGUACUCGGCAAAGGGCAAUACUUUGGGGAGAAGGCUCUUUACGACGAUGAGGGAGAGCACCGUCGGCACGCGAACGCGAUCGCCCUUGCACCUGGCGUCGAGUGCCUUACCCUCGACGGAUCAUCCUUCCUCAAUUAUCUGGGCAGCCUCGAGGAGAUUCGCAACAAGGAUUGGCUCGACGAGUACGAGAAGCAAAAGUGCUCGCUGACGCCGAAAAAGUGGACGAACGAGUAUUCGAAUUUGACAUUGUUCGAUCUCGAAACGAGAGGCACGCUCGGCGUUGGCGGCUUCGGACGUGUCGAAUUGGUAACGUUAAAGUCCGAUCCCGACAAAAGUUUUGCCCUGAAGAAGCUCAAGAAAAAGGUUAUGGUCGAUCAGCAACAACAAGAGCACGUUCUCAACGAGAAGCACAUUAUGCAAGCCUGUGACUCGCCAUUCAUAUGCAAACUUUAUCAAACGUACAAGGACUCCAAGUACGUCUACUUCCUCAUGGAAAUCUGUCUUGGUGGUGACGUAUGGACGACUCUACAAAAGAGACGAUUGUUCGACGACUCCACGGCGCAGUUCAUGGUAGGUUGCGUCGUCGAGGCUCUAGAUCAUCUUCACUCCUUGAACAUCGUUUAUCGUGAUCUCAAGCCGGAAAAUCUGAUGCUCGACUCUCGUGGCUAUCUCAAGCUGGUUGAUUUUGGAUUCAGCAAAAAAAUUGGUCCUGCCAAGACGUGGACCUUUGCAGGUACGCCCGAGUACGUUGCUCCGGAAAUAAUAUUGAACAAGGGACACGACAGGGCGGUGGAUUAUUGGGCACUCGGCAUCCUGACGCAUGAGCUUCUCGUCGGCAAACCACCCUUCCGUGCGGCCGAUCACAUGACGACGUACAACAAGAUUCUCAAGGGGAUCGAGGUCGUCGGUAUACCGAGCAUCAUUAACAAACAUGCCAAUCAAUUUAUUAAGAAGCUUCUACGGCAUUCCGCUUCCGAGAGAUUGGGCUAUCAAAGAAACGGCAUACAGGAUAUACGCGAUCACAAAUGGUUCUCCGGAUUUAAUUGGCAAGCUCUUCAGCGAUUAGCCUUACCUGCUCCUAUAGUGCCGACGGUGCGAAAUCGCAUCGACACGCGAAACUUCGAAAGAUAUCCUCCAGAGCGAGAUAUUCCGCCAGACGAAUUUUCAGGUUGGGACAAGGACUUUUGAUCGGAACGAAGAAUAUAUUUCUUUCGCCUCGAUCGUUGGAAGAGACUCUUUUGUAUUGUAAUGGCGCGCGCGUUCCUCGAUAAGAGAUAUUAAUCUAAAACGAUAAAAUUAUAAAUGACACACGAUGUAAACACGUUCUUUUUGGGGAAGAAGGCGUAGAGAGAGAGAGAGAGAGAGAGAGGGGGGGGGGGAGGGAGAGGGAGAGGGAGGGGGAGAGAGAGAGAGAAAAAUCCUAGAUAAGCGAUAAGGAUUAUCUUGAUUACGAUAUCCGUUCUAUCCGGCUUUUCAAGCAAUAGAACGCUUGAAAUAUAUAUAAUUGAAAGGCUUUCCUCAAACGAUCGUAUUACACUUUUCAAAUGAUUCUUCUCCGUUGACACGCAUAAGGCGUAAAUAUAAAAUUAACAAUUAGAGAUAUUGUAACGUUACUUUCGAGAACGAUAUUCUCCGUUUGAAUAAAAUAUAAUGUCGUAAACCUCGAGAUUUUUCGAUGACUACGUCGUCUGUAGAUGAGAAUAUUAACGUUUUUCAAUAAAGAAUUUCAUUAAUAUA